Molecule: messenger RNA, 2207 nt
Organism: Linepithema humile (Argentine ant)
Lineage: Eukaryota; Metazoa; Arthropoda; Insecta; Hymenoptera; Formicidae
Gene: Atg10
Product: Autophagy-related 10
Biological process (GO): macroautophagy; protein modification by small protein conjugation; protein lipidation
Cellular component (GO): intracellular anatomical structure
Molecular function (GO): Atg12 transferase activity
Source: RefSeq, a predicted model, not a curated record
UCUCUUGCUAGACUUGCAUUAUUAAACUUAGGCUUGUUAUUAUUAUCAAUACGAGAUUGCUGCACGGUAAGCAUGUUAUAUUUGUGCUUGUUACUUAUCAGAGUUGCAGCGAGGACAACUCGUGAAAAAUUCUGUCGUCGACCGCGAACGACAUAUCGUCAACGAGGCGAGGUUGUAUCAUACAGGAAUCGUUAAAAAUGCGCUGAUAUUGGGAUAGGUCGAUAUUUCGAAUUGUAAUAAAGGCGCAGGCGUAAAACAAGCGAGAAAUUAUACGCGACAUGUCGACGGCACAUUGUUGAAUAAAGGACGAAAUCGUCCUAAAAAGGAUUUUUGGAGGGGAAAGGGGACGGAGGGAAGGUUAAACUAGGGGAACGCGCAUAUUCGCGCCCGAUCUUGGUACGGCACUAGGUUGCAACUUCGCAUCGGAUUGGAUGGCGACCGAUGCACACACGGGGCAUAAUAUAAACGGUGUGCACACACCGUCGAGUACUAUCGGCGUGCGUACGUCGACAGCAUGGAGCGGGGGAGGAGGUACGUGAAGGGCUGGGCAGGGGUCGCGAGACGAAAGGGGAACGAAGAGCGGGGCCCGAUUAUGCCCGAAGGCUGGCGGACAUGUCCGAUGCGAAAUAGUCGACAAUUGACGCGAUAGAGAGUUUGGCGAGAAGGUAGCGGGCGAAGGGGGAAGCUACGCUGUUCUCCCGGGUGAACCGCUUCCCCUUUUUCAAUUUUAUCAUGCGAUCGACAUAGUCGCUCCCGUGCCAGCUAUGGACGGUCCAGGCACAGUUACAUGGGAGGAAUUCCUCGAGAAUGCAGAAAGGUUUCUUGUUGUCUCAGACGAGAUAUCAGACGGAUGGGAAUUUCGCGGGAACAAGAAUAUUCCUGGAAAAGCCUAUCUAUUCAGAAAAGCCAAAUACUUCUUACCAUGCGAUUCCAUCACGAGAAACGGCGGAUCGAGCGGCGACAACAUCGAUGGCGACGAUGCCGAGGAAUUCCACAUAAAAUUUCAGGAUGAUCCGCAUGAGACUCCUUCCGUAUCCGAAGCACCUUUCAUCACCGAGCAUCACAUCCUGUGGUCAGAGAGUUACGGCGUUCCAGUUCUCUACUUCAAUGGAUGGAAAUCAGAUUUCCUUGGUAUUAACCCAGUGAGCAUAAAUGAGGCUCAAACGGUCCACGGUUCUAAAUUAAAUCACAUGGAAUUAUCGCAAACGAUUCAUCCUAUCGUUAGCAGUCCAUUCUUGCAAUUACAUCCAUGUCUCACACAGGAAUUGCUACGAACUAUGCCAAAGAGCAAGAAUAAACUCGUCAGUUGGCUGAGCUGCGUGGCAUCUGCGGCUCUAAAUCUCAAAAUACAUCCGGAAUAUUACAAGCUGACUUACUAAAGUCUCCAGCCGUCUUGAACUAAAAGAAUGAUAAAUGUUUGAAACAUAAUCAGCGAAUCCGAUAUGCAGUAUUGCAGAGAACUGAUCGCUUUGAAUGUAUAAGUGCACCGUAUACCGUUAAUGCAGCCGACUAUAUGCAAUGCUCCCGUCUCGUCGCGGCCUACGUUCAUAUUCGCAUCGCACGCGUACCAGCGACUCUCAACCGACCCGGCGUCUGGCAUAGAGCGUCUAUUGUGAUAAUCCCGUUAGCCUCGUCUUCUGUGCGUCGGUCUCGGUUUGUGGUGAGCAUCCGCUUCGCGAAACACGUGCCGUUUUAAAUUACAAUAGCAAAUAUACGACGUUAUUAAUGUGCGACCUCCAUUUUAGAUCGCCCCCAUGGUUGCCGCGCGUCUUUUUAGUCAAGCAAAAAAAAAACGUUGAGAAAGUUAUUUGUAGCGGUGGGAAGGAGAGGACAACAUAUUUCGGCUGAAUGGAGUAAUUUGAUUUGUUUCGCAUUCGUCGAGAAGUUGAUCGGAAUGAAUUUUUUUGUAUGUUAGUUGUAGACAAGAGUCAGAGAAAAGAGCGAAUUUUCGUUUAUCAAGUUUAGACGACACUUAUUAAUAUUGACCAUGUAUUUCCGUUAGCACAGGCUGAAAGAUCGAGCCGUUAGGAAAAAAAAAAACGGCACGUUCCCCUCUCGUGUGGCUACUAAACGCAUACGUAAUUGACAUCUGCUCGCUGUGCUAAUUCACAUUAGUAUUUGUAACUUUCUUUUGCGUAUAUAUAAAAUAUAUAUAAAAUAUAUACUAAUGCACAACGAAAUAUAUAAAUAUAAAUAUUACAAUAUAU